ACCGGCAUUUCAGUCUCAUCCACGUGGCGGAGAGACACCGCGGUCUAUUUAUCUAUUUAUUGUAGUUUCUUUUAACUUUACCGGAACCAACUAUGCUCGGUUUGUGCCUUUACGUCCCGGUGUCUAACUGUGACCCGGUAGAAGUGGAGUACUUUGAGUCUAACGGCCUCCCGUCGGAGUUAAAGUCUCUGUUCAACCAGCUGAGUGUUCUGCUGCCUUCACAGGAGGCAGAAACCUACCAGAGAUGGAGACAGAAAACUUUAAAAAGGGAAGAAAAUAACUCAGACGCACAGCUGGACUUUCAAGAGUUUGUUCACUAUCUGCAAGAUUACGAGAAAGACCUGAAGCUGGUGGUGAAAAGCCUCAACAGGAAGAAUGCAGGUAACGUCGAUCCUCAGGAGUUCAUGCAGUCUCUUCAGGACCUUGGUGUGCAUAUUUCCCCGCAGCAUGCGGAGAAAGCCCUUCAGAGCAUGGAUAAGAAUGGAAUGAUAACUAUCAGCAGUAAAGACUGGAGCAAAUACCCCAAGGUGGAGAAGACCGACAACAUCCCAGAGAUCAUCCUCUACUGGAAGCACUCCACGAUAUUCGAUGUGGGUGAGAACCUGAUGGUGCCCGAUGACUUCACCGUAGAGGAGAAGCAGACGGGGAUGUGGUGGAGGCACCUGGUCGCAGGUGGAGCAGCCGGAGCCGUUUCAAGGACCUGCACCGCUCCCCUGGAUCGACUCAAAGUCAUGAUGCAGGUUUAUGGAUCCCGAACCAACAACAUGUGCAUCAUGACCGGGAUGAUGCAGAUGAUCAAAGAGGGCGGUACGAGGUCGCUGUGGCGCGGCAACGGUGUGAACAUCAUCAAAAUCGCCCCCGAGACAGCCCUCAAGUUCAUGGCGUAUGAGCAGAUUAAACAAUUAAUCGGCAGAGAAAAGGAGACUCUGUGCAUCGCGGAGCGAUUUGUUGCAGGUUCUCUGGCCGGAGUGAUCGCCCAGAGCACAAUCUACCCCAUGGAGGUCCUGAAAACCCGUCUUGCACUGAGGACGACCGGGCAGUACUCUGGCAUCUCGGACUGUGCGAAGCAGAUUUUCAGGAGAGAAGGACUCAGAGCGUUCUAUAAAGGCUACGUCCCCAACAUGUUGGGCAUCAUCCCCUACGCAGGCAUCGACCUGGCAGUGUACGAGACGCUGAAGAACAACUACCUGCAGCAGUACGGCACCAACAGCUCCGACCCCGGGGUGGUCGUCCUGCUGGCCUGCGGCACCGUGUCCAGCACCUGCGGUCAGCUCGCCAGUUAUCCUCUGGCUCUGGUCCGCACCCGCAUGCAAGCACAAGCUGCAAUGAAGGGCAGCCAGCAGGUGACGAUGUCCGGUCUCUUCAGGCAGAUCUUGCAGUCCGAGGGCCCGACGGGGCUCUACAGGGGCCUGGCCCCCAACUUCCUCAAAGUCAUCCCCGCCGUCAGCAUCAGCUACGUGGUGUACGAGCACCUGAAGACACAGCUGGGAGUGAAAUCACGCUGAAAUUCACCAACCUCUUAUUGUCGCUUCGAAGCUUGAAUGUGACAAGUGACCCUUCCCCCGUCCGUCCCUCCCUUCCUCCCAACCCCCGCUCUCCCAGGGCACCAUGCUAAGGGAAUCCCAGGGACCUUUUGAGUCCCCUCUGGGGGUUCGUGGAGGACUGAUCUCAUUCUGUGAAUGUCAGCUGACGAAAGACGAGACAGGACAGUGAAUGUUAGAAAUGGAGGAUAUGGACUCUGUGAGCUCAGGUUGUCGGGAGUUUGACUGCUGCUAUUUAUAUUUUUUAAAAGAAGUUGUGUUGAGAGCUGAAACGAGACACGUGAGGAUGUGAUUUGUAAAUCAGGGACCAAAUGUUUUUUUUGCUCUUUCUGCCAUUUUGGUGCCUGAGCAAACUUUAUUUUUUUUUUCAUGUUGGUGCGACAUUGUAAGCUUCGGUCGGUCAGUUUUAAGACGCACCGGCAGCAUUCAUGUUACGCAACUCUACUGAGCACAACUCCUAUCUACAGUACAUGGCAGAUAUAGCAUUGAUAAGCUCUUUGAGGAGUUUUAUUAUGUAACAUAGCAGAUAUAGCAUUGAUAAGCUCAUUGAGGAGUUUUAUUAUGUAACAUAGCAGAUAUAGCAUUAAUAAGCUCUUUAAGGAGUUUUAUUAUUCAACAGUUCUGCCUAGAAGGAAGAAAUGAUUUUGUUCCUAAAGGAGAGGAUUUUGCACAUGUGAGUUUGAUCUCUCGUCACCCCCGUCCUGAAUGAAUGGAUUUUCUGAGUAUUUAUUUCCACCCGUCCUGUAUUUAUUAUUUUUAUCGUAGUAGAGAGAGGAGGUACAAUGCUGCAUGUUUUCCUGUCUGAAGAGCCAAAUGUGCAAUUUGAUAAAAUGCAGUGAUUGUAUUAUUCAGGGUGGGAAAUGGAAAUCAGGCAACAGCCUUAACAUGUGGCUAUGAAACACUAAAUGUAGUUGUCUGAUGAUGUUGUUGUGAGUUUGUACUCGUUAAGUCUCUGUGGCUGAUGUUUGAUAUACUGAAAAAUAUCUUUGUUUUGUGCAAACGGUUUCAGAUUAUGUCUGUUAAUGUGUGCAGAUGUUUUGCACUUUAUAAAAGGUAUAAAUGUCUUAAUGUUCACCUCAGGUUAAAGGGCAAGUUAUUGUUUGAUUCACAGAGGAGCACACACAGAUUUCGUUUCACAACAUUUAUACUCGGAAAAAACAAACAAGGGCUUUGAGAAAAGAUGAGCGACAUAUUUGCACUUUAAUCAAUGCUGGAGGGGCCUCCGAACGAAUGUCGUAUCAAUCCAGGUAUUACGAUGUAAUUCUUUUGUAAAGAAUGAGUUUUAGUCUUGUUUUAAUGGACCACUUUGAUGCAAAUAAAUGCAAAUUCUUGUAAUAA
Sebastes umbrosus (honeycomb rockfish) is the source of this 2879-nucleotide messenger RNA. RefSeq names its product solute carrier family 25 member 25a (gene slc25a25a). NCBI's taxonomy places the organism in Eukaryota, Metazoa, Chordata, Actinopteri, Perciformes, Sebastidae. The record is from RefSeq and is a predicted model, not a curated record. The transcript has 10 exons. The coding region runs from base 93 to 1505 and encodes 470 amino acids. Gene Ontology annotation, biological process: transmembrane transport. Gene Ontology annotation, molecular function: ATP transmembrane transporter activity; calcium ion binding. Gene Ontology annotation, cellular component: mitochondrial inner membrane.